AAAAACAUCCCAACAUCAAAUCAACUUCAUUUGAAAGACUUGUCUGACCUACAAGGUUUCUGUGCAACAGGUAGAAAAAAUGGUCAAAUCUGGAUGAAAAAAAUUACCCACAAAGGAAAGAUGAAGUCAAUUGAAAUGGUGCCCAUGUCCAGAGGUGUUUCGAUCCCACUAUAGAAUUGGAGAAUAACAACAGCACGAUCAAAAACACGAUCAAUAUUCGUCAAGAAAAUGAGCCGUAACCUUUGGGGGCCCGAACGAUUGGCCAAUCGCUGCGUGGACUACAGUUCAAAGUGCCAGAAAGUUACCAGAGACUCACCAAGAAAGCAAUUGACACCUAAGAAGAUGAAGGUACUUAAACACUGCUAUCAUGCUUUCCUUACAAAUCUAAAGCCUUCUCUUGUGGGAGAAAGAGAAGACAUGGCGACAGUGUUGUCUGCAAUCACUUCAAUUCUCAGUGAAGAGAUUGGAACUCAGAUAAAAAAUUUUAAAGCAGGAAGAACAGCUAAAACACCUAGAUGUGUGUUGAGGAGCCUUACGACGUAG
Trichogramma pretiosum is the source of this 543-nucleotide messenger RNA. RefSeq lists its product as uncharacterized. The coding region runs from base 229 to 543 and encodes 104 amino acids. The record is from RefSeq and is a predicted model, not a curated record. NCBI's taxonomy places the organism in Eukaryota, Metazoa, Arthropoda, Insecta, Hymenoptera, Trichogrammatidae. The transcript is spliced from 3 exons.